GGUGGAGGUCGGAUGUCGCCUGACCAGAUGGUAGAUAGCGAGAAGUUUUGUUUUGUGAGUUUACGAAUGAUUGAGCCGCAGAUCACAAGUAUCUUAAUGCAAGUGCCGUAAAACGCGUCAUCUGACCCUUACUGAAUGUUUUAUGAGUGAUUUGUCUUUGACAGACUGGACUGGAAGUGUUUGAAGUGUGGAAAUUGAGCACUUCAAAGUAACCCGAGCGCCCUGCUGCUGCCAGCCCGUUCCUGCGCGCGGAGAGACGGUUAGAAACCAUGGGCAACCGGGGGAUGGAGGAAUUGAUCCCCCUGAUCAAUAAACUCCAAGAUGCUUUCAGUUCCAUUGGCCAAAGCUGUAACUUAGACUUGCCGCAGAUCGCAGUGGUUGGAGGACAGAGCGCCGGAAAAAGCUCCGUGCUUGAGAAUUUCGUCGGCAGGGAUUUCCUUCCCCGAGGUUCAGGCAUCGUCACUCGCAGGCCUCUCAUUCUGCAAUUAGUUAACAACAAAGCUGAAUAUGCUGAGUUCUUACACUGCAAAGGGAAGAAGUUUGUGGAUUUUGAUGAAGUCCGGCAGGAAAUUGAAGCGGAGACCGACAGGAUUACAGGGUCCAACAAGGGCAUCUCUCCAAUCCCCAUCAACCUGAGAGUCUACUCUCCAAACGUAUUGAAUCUGACCCUCAUCGAUUUGCCGGGUAUGACCAAGAUUGCGGUGGGAGAUCAGCCCCCAGACAUCGAGCACCAGAUUCGAGAUAUGAUUCUGCAGUUCACCACUAAGGAGAGCUGUUUGAUUCUGGCUGUCACCCCUGCCAACACUGACUUGGCCAACUCGGAUGCCCUCAAGAUUGCGAAGGAGGUGGACCCUCAAGGAAUGCGUACCAUUGGUGUGAUCACCAAACUGGAUUUGAUGGAUGAAGGCACAGAUGCCAGAGAUAUCCUGGAAAAUAAACUCUUACCAUUGCGUAGAGGUUAUAUUGGCAUAGUGAACCGCAGUCAGAAAGAUAUAGAUGGCAGGAAGGAUAUUCGGGCCGCUCAGGCGGCAGAGAGGAAGUUCUUCCUGUCCCACCCCAGUUACAGACACAUGGCUGAAAAAAUGGGAACAUCACACUUGCAGAAGACCCUCAACCAGCAAUUGACCAACCACAUCCGGGACACACUGCCUGGCCUUCGCAGCAAACUCCAGUCUCAGCUCCUCUCUCUGGAGAAGGAGGUAGAAGAAUACAAAAACUUCCGCCCAGAUGACCCCACACGAAAGACAAAGGCCCUGCUGCAGAUGGUCCAGCAGUUUGGAGUGGACUUUGAGAAGUGCAUCGAGGGGUCAGGAGACCAGGUUGACACGGCAGAGCUCUCAGGUGGUGCCAAGAUUAACCGAAUUUUCCAUGAGCGCUUCCCCUUUGAGCUGGUGAAGAUUGUGUUUGAUGAGAAGGAGCUACGGCGAGAAAUCAGUCACGCCAUUAAGAACGUCCAUGGUGUCAGAACUGGGCUGUUCACUCCAGAUCUGGCGUUUGAAGCCAUCGUGAAAAAGCAGAUCAUUAAGCUGAAAGAGCCCUGUCUGAAAUGUAUCGAUCUGGUUAUUCAAGAGCUCAUCAACACAUUCAGGCAGUGCACCAACAAGCUGGGUUCUUACCCCAGAUUGCGAGAGGAGACGGAGAGAAUUGUCACCACUUAUGUCAGAGAGAGAGAAGGCAAAACCAAGGACCAGGUUCUUCUGCUGAUUGACAUCGAGCUGUCUUACAUCAAUACCAAUCAUGAAGACUUCAUUGGAUUUGCAAAUGCCCAGCAAAGGAACAUUGUCAACAAGAAGAGGGCCGUUCCCAACCAGGGUGAGAUAAUGGUGAUCCGUAAAGGCUGGCUGACACUCAACAUCAGUAUCAUGAAGGGCGGCUCCAAGGAAUAUUGGUUCAUCCUGACGGCCGAAUCGAUGUCCUGGUACAAGGACGAAGAGGAAAAGGAGAAGAAAUACAUGCUUCCACUGGAUAACCUGAAACUCAGAGAUGUGGAGAAAGGCUUCAUGUCCACUAAGCACAUUUUCGCUAUCUUCAACACUGAGCAAAGGAAUGUUUAUAAGGACUUGCGUCAGAUCGAGUUGGCCUGCGACUCUCAGGAGGACAUGGACAGCUGGAAAGCCUCUUUUCUCAGAGCGGGAGUUUAUCCUGAGAAAGAUCAGGUGGAGUCAGAAGACGCCGCUCCAGCAGACAGCUUCUCCAUGGACCCUCAGCUGGAGAGGCAGGUGGAAACCAUCCGUAACUUGGUGGACUCCUACAUUGGAAUCGUCAACAAGACCAUCAGAGACCUCUUGCCCAAGACUAUCAUGCAUCUCAUGAUCAACAGCGCUAAAGACUUCAUCCAUUCAGAGCUGUUGGCGUAUUUGUACUCAUCAGGAGACCAGAACAGUCUGAUGGAGGAGUCUGCAGAUCAAGCCCAGCGCAGAGACGAGAUGCUGCGCAUGUAUCAUGCCAUUAAAGAGGCCCUCAACAUCAUCGGUGACCUCAGCACCAGCACUAUAUCCACCCCCGUGCCUCCACCCGUCAACGACAGCUGGAUGCCAGAAACUAGCCCCUCUCCUCAGCGCAGACCACCAACAACUGCCCCACCCCCCAACAGGCCUCCAGCAGUGAGAGGCCCCACACCAGGUCCGCCUCCUCUAAACCCUACCUCUGCCUAUGUGGCUCCACCCAUCCCCUCUCGGCCAGGCCAUCCCAUAAAUGCAUUCAGCAACAGUGGCCAGGAUCCUUUCAGUGCACCUCCUCAGAUCCCCUCUCGCCCCGCACGCAUCCCUCCGGGCAUUCCCAGCAGAAGACCCCCUGGCGCACCCAACCGGCCCACCAUUAUCCGCCCUGCCGAGCCCUCCCUGCUAGACUAGACCCAUGCGUUGGGCACCAUAGUGUGCUGGGCUCACACAAAGAGCUUUAGGAAGGGCUGCAGAACUGCACUGAAAUAUGUGCACAUGUGUCUUCACGUACAGCCUGACCAAUAGACAUAAUCCACUCAAAACUGUUCUGUAAUCAGCGCUGCUAUUUACAUAGUUUUUAAAGCCCACCGGUGUAAAUUAAGCACAUAAAUAUUACAAUUAUUACAAUAAUUUUGUUAAAGUAUAGAGUAGGGUGAAGAGGCCUCCAAUUUUCAGUCAUUUCAUCAAUCACAUAGGUCAGGUGACCACCAGGGGGCAUCUUAUUCAACUUGUGUAGAUGAAACAAAAUUACAUCUCAUUUUCCUUUGCUGGAGAUAUAUGCCGCCUCUAGUGAUCUAAUGUGGAAUAAAAUGUACAAAAGCACUGUGCAAGCUAGUUGCUGUUAAACUAGCCUGUUUCCUUCCUCUUCUUGGGUAACUUAAUGGUGGUUGAAGACUUUCUUGUAAUAGACACACUUAAUGUAUUAUAUAUAUUUUUCUUUCUGUAUUUCCUUGACUCUCAACAUGAUAUGCUGAAAUAAGACACCACCACUAUUGUCAAUAUUGCUAUUUGGGGUAAAUGUAAAAAAAAAAAAUAUAUAUAUAUAUAUAUUUCUCAAUUGGGUGUCUUGUAUAAGUAACCCUCUAAAUAACUGGUACACUAACUCGGUGAGAAGAGUGGAAUGGAGACCACGAUCAGUGAUAUCAAUGCUAUCCAAAAUGGCACUCGGUCUCACAGGAUUGUUAAUUGUAACUCCGUAGCAGCCAACCAAUCAAACACCUAGAUGUUAACUCCCAUUUUUGGUGUUACAAAAUCCAAAACUGUUGUCAGGAAAUGUGGGUCUAUUCUUUUAGCUACAGUAAUCUUAUGGAUAGUUGGAGGUGGCGGUAUGUGUAUGCAAAUUUGUUAUGAUUUGUUUAUUCAAAUAAUCAUUUGUUUAGAUGAAUAUAAUCCUGGAAAGUGCAGUAACCACUUGCGACGGGCCGACCCGUCAGCGCUCUGUAAGAUUGCGUCUCAGGUAACAUCCGACUCCAAAUAUGGUAACAUGGUUUACGUUUGCUUAGCGUUCCCGGUUUGAACAUUGCAACUUAAAUUAAACUGCAGGACCUUAUGGGUCGUAUUGACUUCACAUUCAGGGAUGGUGAGGGUCAGGGUAGAGCUCUACCAGAAUUGGGAAUGCACUGGACAAUAAUUUUGGGCAACUUGACCACAGGAUCACUGAAAAUGGUACAUGCAAGCGCAUUUGAGGUCUUGGGGCAUUUCGGAACCAGACCGCAACAGGGAACAAGUCUGUUCUCACAUAUACAGACACGUUAUGAAAGUAUACGCAAAAAAAUGGUCAACCUUUAAAUGAGUAGUUCACACAAAACUAUCAAUUCUGUCAUCAUUUACCCACCCUCAUGUCAUUACAAACCCAUAUGACUGACUUUAUUCUAUGGAACACAAAAAGAGAUUAAGUUGGGUAGGAUGUUCAUGCUGCUCUUUUUCAUACAAUGGAAGUGAAUGGUGACCAAGGGCUUUCAAGCUCCAGAAAAUUACCAUUAAAGUAGUCAAUUACACUUAUGAUCUACAUUAGAAGUCUUCUGAAGUCAAACAAUAGCUUUACGUGAGGAACAGACCAACAUUUAUGUAAAAAAAUGAAACCCUGUGUAUCUUUAUGCACCAUAUUUUAAUUUAUGUGAACGCAAGAGAUUUGAAAUCCAUGGCGGGGGAAGAUUUUCGAACAGUUUUAAAUUCAGUAUUUUACUCACACAAAGCUAUCAUAGUGCUUCAGAAGACUUGGAAUAGACAUUUACUUUAAUGGUGCUUUUGUCAUUUUUGGAGCUUCAUGGCCACUGGUCACCAUUCAUUUUCAUUGUAAGGAAAAGAGCAGUGCUAAUGCUAUAUUUUUGUCUCAUUUUGUGUUCCACAGAUGAAAGUAAAUCAUACAGGUUUGGAGUGACAUAAAGGUAAGUAAAUAAUUUUUUGGGUGAACUAUCCCUUUAACACAGAGAUAAUUUACUAAUACACAAGUUGGAGGUGUGGCUUGGGCUAAAGGGAAAUCUUAUUUCCGAGUGUAUAAUUUAUAACCUGCAAAUGUAUCUUUGUGUUGAUUUGCAUUUUUUUAUAUAUACUGUUUGCUUCCUUUUUUUUCCUGAAUAGAACAUAUUUUUCCCUAUCGACCAAUACGGAUAUGGGCAUAGAGAAUUUUGAUUAGCAGUAGCUUAAAUCUAUGUUGUUUGCUUGUAUUGAUCACGAGAUGGGCUGAUGACACAAAUACACAGUGUAAGAGGGAGAGACUUUGAUUUGAACUUGAGCAUUUUCUUCAGAGAAUCCAUCCGUAAAUAAUCGGAGGCUUACAGACGAUUUGUGCACGCUGAACUGGUUGCAGAAGCGGCCACAGAUAAGCUGAAACUUAGUGAUAGUUCACCCGAAAAAUUUAAAUUUGUCAUUUGCUCAUUCAAAUGUUGUUCCAAACAUCCAAAUUACUUUUUUUCCUCCGUAAAACACAAAAGAUGAUGUUAGGUAGAAUGUUCAAGAUCUCUUUCCAUUCAGUGAAAAAUGGAUAGCUGUAGUCACCAUUUACUUAAAUGACACCAGGGUGAGUAAAUUAUGACAGAAGUACAAUGUUUGGGUGAAAUAUCCAUUUGAAACAAUCAGGAAUCUCUUAUCACAUUUUUCCUGGAAAGAAGGCUUCCGUGAUAGCGACUGCCCCUCUUUAUUCUCCACAAUCCAUCUGUUUUUGAAGGCUUGAAUUAGACUUAGAAAUUACAUUUCAAAUUAUAAUAUCUUUUUGUCUUGAUAAAGCUUAAAUCACUGCAGCCAUACCUUCCAUUGACUUCCAUAGUCUUUAAGAUUAAAGUGGCCCGAUCUGUCUCUGCCCAUUCCUCCCUCAUUAUCUUUCUCCAUUUGUGUAGAGAUGGGGACUGAGGACAUAUUUAGCAUUCUUUUGUAUGCUUUUGGAAUAACAAAAUAUUGUCAAGUGCCUGUGUACCAAUUAUAAUGGACUAGCAGAUUGCAUUAUGAGAAUGGUAAAGUGAGAUAAUAAAAGUUGAUGUGUAUAAUAAAGAUCUGCCGCUCUGCUGGUCCGUGUUUCCUUGUGUCUC
This is a messenger RNA of Xyrauchen texanus (razorback sucker), 5965 nucleotides long. RefSeq names its product dynamin 2a (gene dnm2a). Gene Ontology annotation, molecular function: GTPase activity; microtubule binding; GTP binding. The record is from RefSeq and is a predicted model, not a curated record. The coding region runs from base 270 to 2852 and encodes 860 amino acids. NCBI's taxonomy places the organism in Eukaryota, Metazoa, Chordata, Actinopteri, Cypriniformes, Catostomidae. The transcript has 21 exons. Gene Ontology annotation, cellular component: cytoplasm; microtubule; membrane.